Molecule: messenger RNA, 2132 nt
Organism: Lecanosticta acicola
Lineage: Eukaryota; Fungi; Ascomycota; Dothideomycetes; Mycosphaerellales; Mycosphaerellaceae
Source: the annotation of a GenBank genome assembly
AUGGCCGAAGCUGUGGAGCUGCAGAGGCUGCAGCAGAAAGUGGUACGCGUCGAUGGUAUUCGGGUCGGAGGAGGAUCGAUGACUGACUGCAUCUGCCAGACGGACGAGCCGGAGGAGUUUGAGCACUGGGAGAAGCUGGUGCGCGCCUUGGAAACGCAAGAAGGCGGCCUGAAUCGCAACUCCAGCCCGCAGGCCAUCGCAGUCACCCGAGACACCUACGAUCGCUUCCUCGCGCGCUUUCCACUCUUCUUCGGAUAUUGGAAAAAGUAUGCCGACCUCGAGUUCGCGAUCGCCGGCACCGAGGCCGCAGAGAUGGUAUGUCAGGCAAGAGCAGGAGAUGGAGAGACAUGCGCUGAAUGACGUCCAGGUCUACGAGCGCGGCGUCGCGAGCAUCGGCAUCUCGGUCGACCUGUGGGCAAACUACUGCUCCUUCAAGGUCGAGACCAGCCACGACCCAGAUGUGAUCAGAGAGUAAGUCUUGGGCAGCCCUUUCCUUCCCUGCCCAUAACUGCAUCCAGCAUCACACUCGAAGAGAGCCCGGCCUCGUGGGAAGCAGUGCUUCAUCGCACUGGACUUGGUGAGAAUUCCACCCCCACAGGCUGGCUACUAUGAGAGUCUCACGUCUUACCUAUCAGACCUGCACCCUUCACGGUUGCGCUCACCUCUUCGCUCGUCCAUGUUGCGCGGAUCAUACAACCCCACCGCCCCUCCCUUGCAGCGGGCUCGGAUCACUAUAUCCUAGCAAGAGCGAGCUUACGAGCUCCCUGAAGAUGUUCGCCGCCCUCUCCCUCCUUUGUUUGCAACCACCCCUCCACUGCCUUCCGCCUGUACGACACUGACAUGUACGCAACAGGCUCUUUGAACGCGCUGCAGAGAGCGUUGGGCUCGACUUCCUGGCGCAUCCAUUCUGGGACAAGUACAUCGAAUUCGAGGAGCGCUUGGAGUCGCCCGACCGCAUCUUUGGGAUUCUCGCCCGCAUCAUCCACAUUCCGUUGCACCAAUAUGCGCGCUACUUCGAGAGCUACCGGACCAUGGCCGCGAAGCGACAAGUCGAAGAGCUCGCCCCUCCGGAGAUACUUGCGGGUUUCCGGGAAGAGAUUGAAAGUAAGCCUGCAGCUGAUCAGGAACGCGAGUUGCGAUCUCGUCUCGAUACGUAUCACAUGGAGAUAUUCAACAACACGCAAUCAAUGACGACCGACCGCUGGACUUACGAGCAGGAGGUCAAGCGUCCCUAUUAUCACGUCACUGACCUAGAUGAGGCUCAGCUCACGAACUGGCGGAAAUAUCUGGACUUCGAAGAGGGCCAAGGCGACUAUACACGCACCAAGUUUCUCUACGAGCGCUGUCUGGUGACUUGUGCAAAUUACGAAGAGUUCUGGUAUCGGUACGCGCGAUGGACUCUGGGUCAAACAGACAGGCCCGAGAUUGUUCGCAACGAGGAGGCUCGUAACAUUUACCGGCGAGCGGCGUGCAUCUAUGUCUACAUCAGUCAUCCUGAGAUUCGCCUGUGGUACGCCCGCUUUGAGGAAUCCCUUGGCCGAGCAGACAUAGCCAUCGCCAUCCACGAUGCCAUUCUCCGGCAUCUCCCGGGACACCUCGACACCAUCAUCUCACUGGUCAACACGCAUCGGCGGCAAGACGGCAUUGAUACCGCGUUGAAUAUCAUACGCGCCUACAUCAACAGCCCAGACUUCAACUCGUCGGUCAAGGGUGCUCUCGUCGCCGAGGAGGCUCGUCUCGUUUGGAAAAUCAAGGGCGACCCUGAAGCAGCGCGCCAAAUUUUUGCGAACAGCAAGCAGCAGUUCCUCGACUGCAAGAAGUUCUGGGUUGAUUAUUUGGAGUUCGAGAGGAACCAGCCAACUUCGGAAAAAGAAGAGAACGCCCGUUACCAGCGCAUGAAGGCCGUCCUUCAAGAAAUUCGAUUCAAGACACGCCUGCAACCUGCCACCAUCGCAGACUUGUCGGCAACUUACAUGAUGUACCUCGAGGAGCGAGGUGACAAAGACGCCAUGAUCGAAUGGAUAGAGCUGGACCGACAGAUCAAUGGACCCUACAGCGUUACCGGCAAGGUCGACGGCGAAGUCCCUUCUUCGUCUGCCAAGCCACGCACUGUUCCCAAUGGUAGCUCCUAA